This is a messenger RNA of Ustilago hordei, 2199 nucleotides long. RefSeq names its product putative acetolactate synthase. The record is from RefSeq and is a predicted model, not a curated record. The transcript has a single exon. Gene Ontology annotation, cellular component: mitochondrion; acetolactate synthase complex. Lineage: Eukaryota; Fungi; Basidiomycota; Ustilaginomycetes; Ustilaginales; Ustilaginaceae. The coding region runs from base 1 to 2199 and encodes 732 amino acids. Gene Ontology annotation, biological process: L-valine biosynthetic process. Gene Ontology annotation, molecular function: acetolactate synthase activity; flavin adenine dinucleotide binding; magnesium ion binding.
AUGACCAGCUUCGCCGUGCAAUUCGCACGUCAACAGAGACAUGCCUUUCAGGCUGCCUCCAAAUUCUCCUCUUCCGCUGCUGCCUCGACUUCUAACAUCGUCGCUGGCUCCGCUUCCGCUUCCUCUUAUGCUUCCACACCCACAGCCUCAAGAGCCUUCUCCACGGCCCGCAACAACCUUACCCGCUCUGCCCAGCUCGCACGAUCGCACCUCACAAGACACAUCUCCACAAACCAGCCCAAGGAGCAAGCUGCUGCCCAACCCGCUGCUGGUGUCCGACCCGAACCAAGCCCUGCUUUCCAGCAAUCCCCUCAAAACAUCGCUCCUCUCUCAUCCCGCUACGAUGCAAAUGCACUCGAUGAGUCGUUCGUCGGCAUGUCCGGUGGUGCCAUCUUCCACGAGAUGAUGCUUAGGCACGAUGUCAGGCAUGUGUUCGGUUACCCUGGUGGAGCUAUCCUUCCCGUGUUCGAUGCUAUCUACAACUCGAAGCACUUUGACUUUGUGCUGCCGAGGAGAGAAGAUGGUGCGGGACAUAUGGCUGAAGGUUAUGCUCGUGUGACGGGUAAGCCUGGUGUCAUUCUUGUUACUUCCGGUCCUGGUGCCACCAACGUGAUUACGCCGAUGCAGGAUGCCAUGAGCGACGGUACGCCGCUUGUUGUGUUCUGUGGUCAGGUGGCCACUUCGGCUAUCGGUUCCGAUGCCUUCCAGGAGGCUGAUGUCGUUGGUAUCUCGAGAUCGUGCACCAAGUGGAAUGUCAUGGUGAAGGACAUCGCCGAACUUCCUCGUCGUAUUAACGAGGCUUUCAAGAUUGCUACUUCUGGUCGACCUGGUCCUGUUCUUGUUGAUCUGCCAAAGGAUGUUACAGCGGGUAUCCUCCGUCAGGCUAUUCCUUACAGCCAGACCCAGCCGAACAUGAUCACCAACCUCCCCUCUCGUCAAGUCGCACGCAACCGUCGAGGUGCUACUUUCCAGCAGAACUCUCAAAUCCGUUCCUCCGAACAAGACGUUCUCACUCAUCAACUCAAACAAGCCGCUCGUCUCAUCAAGAUCGCUAAACGACCCAUCAUCUAUGCUGGUCAAGGUAUUCUUUCUUCCCCCGAUGGACCUAAGCUUCUUGCCAAGUUGGCUAAGGAACACAACAUUCCUGUCACCACCACUCUUCAAGGUCUUGGUGCAUUCGAUGAGCUCGAUCCUCUCUCGCUGCAUAUGUUGGGUAUGCACGGUUCGGCGUAUGCGAACUUGGCAAUGCAGGAUGCGGAUUUGAUCAUUGCCCUUGGUGCACGAUUCGAUGAUCGUGUGACCGGUCGUGUUGACAAGUUUGCUCCUCACGCUAGGGCUGCUGCGCUGGAGAACAGGGGUGGCAUCAUUCAUUUUGAAGUGAUGCCCAAGAACAUCAACAAGGUCGUUCAGGCUACUUGUGCUAUCGAAGGUGAUGUUGUUGCCAACCUUGGUAAGCUGAUGCCUUACCUUGAGAGCAAGGCGCCUGAUCGUAACGAGUGGCACGAGCUGAUUAAGAGCUGGAAAGAGGCAUACCCUUUCACCUACGAGCCAUCCAAAGAGGGCGAGCUGAUGAAGCCCCAGGAGGUGAUCGAAGCACUCGACGCCGCCGUUGCCGAUCAGAAGGACAACGUGAUCAUCUCCACCGGUGUAGGGCAGCAUCAGAUGUGGGCCGCUCAACACUACCGUUGGCGUUACCCCCGAACCUGGGUCUCUUCCGGCGGUCUAGGUACCAUGGGUUUCGGUCUUCCCUCCUGUAUCGGAGCCAAAGUUGCCGCACCAGAAAAGAUCGUCGUUGACAUUGACGGUGACGCAUCCUUCAGCAUGACCGCUAUGGAACUUGCUACUGCCGCACAGUACAAUAUUGGAGUCAAAGUCCUCGUCCUCAACAACGAGUUCCAAGGAAUGGUCGUCCAAUGGCAAGAUCUUUUCUACGAAAAGCGCUACUCCCAUACCGAGAUGCACAACCCUAACUUUGUCAAGCUUGCAGAAAGUAUGGGUGUAAAGGCGAUCAGGUGUGAUAACUUCAAAGACCUUCCAGCAAAGAUGAAGGAAUUCAUCGAAUACGAUAACAACAAGCCCAUCUUGUUCGAAGCGAGGAUCACCAAGAAUGAGCACGUGUAUCCUUUCUGCCCUGCAAGUGCGGGAUUGCAUGAACUGAUCGUUCAUCCCAGUUUGAAGCCUAUUCCUAAGAAGAACUAG